AGUAUAUUACAACUAUUGUGUCCAAGUGGAAUCUUGUUUGUGACAGAAAAUGGAUGAUUGCUCUUGUACAGUCUAUAUAUAUGGGAGGUAUCCUGGUAGGUGCAGUUACCGCAGGCCAAUUAUCAGACAGACAUGGAGAUAGUUGGCCCUUCUUGGAGGAAUACUGCGGGACUAAUAAUGCAGCACACAUGGGCACUGGGCUACCUUGUCCUGGCGGGUAUCGCGUAUGGAAUUCGUGAUUGGAUUACACUGCAGCUUGUUCUGUCUGUGCCAAUAACACUAUACUUGCUGCUAAUUUUCGUUGUCCCGGAGUCUCCUAGAUGGCUGUAUGCCAACAAUCAGUCUACCAAGGCAGAUGCGAUCGUGCAGAAGAUCGCAAGAUGGAAUAAAGUGAAUGUUCCCGAAAAACUCACAAUCGAGAACAGGUUGAUGGAUGAGGAAAAAAAAUAUUUCAUUGAUCUAGUACGUACGCCAGUUUUACGAAAGAGGGCGCUUAUUAUGUUUAAUGCAUGCAAAACACCAACAGGGCUAUACCCAAUGCCAUAUUUGGUGCUCUGGCAUUAGUGGCAGGUGUACUGGUACUCCUUCUGCC
Molecule: messenger RNA, 592 nt
Organism: Owenia fusiformis
Lineage: Eukaryota; Metazoa; Annelida; Polychaeta; Sabellida; Oweniidae
Source: the annotation of a GenBank genome assembly